This is a messenger RNA of Bactrocera dorsalis (oriental fruit fly), 2857 nucleotides long. Its product is annotated as stabilizer of axonemal microtubules 1. Bases 1089 to 2633 code for a protein of 514 amino acids. The record is from RefSeq and is a predicted model, not a curated record. Gene Ontology annotation, molecular function: microtubule binding. The transcript has 4 exons. Gene Ontology annotation, biological process: microtubule anchoring. Gene Ontology annotation, cellular component: sperm flagellum; centriole; axonemal microtubule. Lineage: Eukaryota; Metazoa; Arthropoda; Insecta; Diptera; Tephritidae.
UGGAAAGAUACUUUUUUGACUUUGUUGAUUUAAUAAAUAUAUAAAACUUUUAAAUCUUUGGUUUAUUGUUAUUUUAGUGUUUUAUAUUGUGUAUAACACCAUAUUACACAUACAUACAUGCCUACACACAUAUGGAUAUUUACGAAUUCAAAAUAAUACAUGAUGAAAACAGUAAUACUUAUGUAUAUUAAUGUACCCGGCAAUAGCAUAGUUCUUAUGUACAUACACUCAUACUUGUGUACAUAUUUUAAGGCCCAAAACGAAAAUGUUCUCCAUUUCCCAAUAAAGGUAAACCAAAUUAUUUGCAAUUACGAUAUCAGAAAGAAAUUACCUACUAUGCAUAUAUUAAAUUCGAAAAACAAUUUGUUAGGUUUAAAGUAUUAUUAAAUGAAAUACAAACAAUAAUAAAUAAAACGGAAAAGUAAACAUAAUUGUUUUUUUUUUUUUCAAAAAAUCACCAUAAGUACUAUGUUGGUCGACCGUAAAUUGCAAAAACAAUAUUCUCACAAUUGUUUGAAACAAAACCGUCACCCAGAAACUCCAGAGAACUUUUAUGUUGUUGUAGCAAAACUUCCUGCAGUAAUUUGGAGGAAUGCUACCGGUUUGACAGUCCUUGGCGGAAUAAAAACCUUCCGAUUCCGUUCCGGUUACUCAAAUGUUUCAAUCGGAAACCCUCAUACCUUGAAGAAUCGUUUUGCCACUGCGUAUACGUAAUGUGCUUUAGAAGUAGUACUUGAUAUUUCCUUGUUAAGAAAUGCAAAGAAAUCCUUGCUUUAACAAAUACGUAAUUUUUUUUUUAAUAAUACCACCCCGCAUCGUUUACUUUGCUUAGCAAUCACUUGAUUUUUAAUUCAGUUUUCGACUUUAAACCGAGCACAUUUCAGUUUUUGUCGUUCACAAAAUUUCAAAUUUGUCCGCUGUGUUUUUUGUUUUAUAUAUUAUCAAAAAUUCCUUUUUUCGAGCAAUUAAGCAAUCAAAAUUAAAUCGCCUUCGUGUUUUUGUGUAAUCAAACAGAGAAAAUUCGUAACUCUGGACCCGACCACUCAAUAGUUCUGCAGUUCUAAAAACUAAUCCGGAACUUCAUUCCAAUGUGCGACCCGGCUGCCAACCAAUGCCCCACCGGUAACGGUUGCGCUGGGGAUGGGAUCAUGGCUUGCGAUCAGUACUGCCCGCCCAAGUGCGAUCCUUGUCAGGCACCGGUCGAUUAUACACCGUGCCCGCCAGGGGGCGACUGCAAUUGCCGCUGCGACUGCGGCGAUUAUGCGGGCUGUUGCUAUCAACAGCCACCACGUACCCAACCCAUCCGUCCGAUGUCGUGCAUUAUGCGCUCGACCGCGCCGCUUGAAACGGAUACAAUAUACAAACGUUCGUAUUUCGCGAACUGUGGCGAUUGUUACCGCGCGAAACCGAUACGACCAUGUCCGAAUAUAUCAUCCAAUACCGGUCGCAUGGAAUCGUGUACGGUGCAGAAGUUGUCAUACCUGCCACCUUGUGGAGCCGGACGAGCGGCACCAAUUCGGCCACCGGACAAUGGAUUGCGAUUUUGUGGCCCACUCUAUGCGAUGACUUCACAGAAACAUGACUUUGUACCGAAGGGUUAUAGCAAACGCACACCUAUUCGUCCAGUAAACGGCAUAUGCAAGCCGUGUGACCCAUUGGAGCGAUGCACAAUCAACAGAUUAUCUUACAUGCCGGUGGAUGUAUGCCGGAAUCCACCACCCAAACCAAUAGUGCAGACAUAUAACAUACAACGACCCACCGGGCCCAGCGAGAAAUGUACCGUACAGAAAUUAAGUUACCUGCCGGUUUGUCCGUUGCCAAAGGAGCCGAUGCCAUGGGCGGAAAAAGUGCGAUGUGUACCGCCACGUUAUGAAAAUCUCUGCACGACGUAUAAUCUUAGCUACUUGCCAAAUUGUUGUACGGCACGUACAGCUCCCGUGAUGCCGUUGCACAGUAUAAAAACUUUGGGUAGUGAUCGCACCGACGGUUGUACAGUCUACAAACUUAGCUAUAUGCCAGUGGAUUCGCGCUGCUGUCGACCAGAACCGAUACGUCCCAUACCGGGUAUAUGUAUGCCAACGGGAUCUCUAGAAAAGUGCACUGUACACAAGCUUUCAUACCAGCCUAAUUGUUGCGUAGCACGCACUCAGCCAAUUCGGCCCAAGGAGAAUUGCCUGAAAUCGUGCGGUCCUCUCUACAAUAUGACGACACAAAAGCAUGAUUUCGUACCGAAACCCAUUUGCCGUCGGGCACCCAUACGACCACAAUCGCUCAUUUGUCGCGCAACUGGCAGCAUGGAUCGCUGCACCAUCAACAAACUCUCGUAUAUGCCUGUGAAUGUGUGUGAAUUUAGACGUCCAGAACCGAUUAGACCUCGACCGGGUGUGUGUCGCGCCGAUGGGCCUGUCGAAAACUGUACGGUUUAUAAGCUUAGUUAUUUGCCAAAUUGUCCACAACCUCGACAGCCCAUGCCAUGGGCGAAUCAAUCAUCUUAUUGCAAGCCAACGGCGCCGAUCGAGAAAUGUACAAUUCAGAAGCUCAGCUAUGGACCACCUGGUACAUUUUCACGUUGCGGAGGUUGUUGCAAUACGAACUGCGGACCCUCCGCCCCCAAAGCAGGCAUCUGCAAUUGACACCAAGCCUUUUCUAUUUUGUUAAAAUGUGCACUCAAUUUAUAGCUAUGUUUUAUUUUCUCACAUCGAAUUUUGUUGUUCGUAACCGCAUUAACUGUAACUUAUCAAAUGUAAAAUUAUUUAACAUUUUGCCAUUUCCACAUUGAUCGCUUAUAGUAAUCACUCGGUGCUACUUUUGCUUGCUGAAACCAUAAUGAUCGCUGUAUAUAGAUUCAUAUAUAUAC